This is a messenger RNA of Rodentolepis nana, 681 nucleotides long. The record is from the annotation of a GenBank genome assembly. NCBI's taxonomy places the organism in Eukaryota, Metazoa, Platyhelminthes, Cestoda, Cyclophyllidea, Hymenolepididae.
CGACGAUCGCGUAAAUUAGAAAAGUGUUAUGAGAGACUCAAGCCGCUGGAACCCCGUCUAAAUGAGUUGUUUUCUGCGCCAAGCGACGUUGGCGCCAAUAUCCCUCAGCAUGAACCUUGGUUAGCAUGGCUUCGACGAAGUUUCGAGCUUCUGGCUUCAACUUCCGUUUUCGACCAAUUGCCCGAACUUCUAAUUGCGGCUCUACAAGGGCGAGUAACCUAUAAUUUUGAGAUCAAUCAGGAAAUCAUGAACGCCCGCUCUGGUCAGCAGUUUCAACAUUUGGUUAUAAAAUCCACAUGUGCUGCUUUUGAGGCUCGAAAAGCAAUGCUCAAGGCCUUGGAACAAGUCCAUAAAAUUUGGUUCCAAUUUUCUCUAAGGCGUAUUGAUAUAAUGGAUGUAGAAAUCAACUUCUUUGUAAAAUUUUAUAAGGAGGCUCAAAUGAAUGGUGAAGAGCUUGAUACCUCUAUAUUGCAAGAAUACGCAAAAUGUUGUGGCCGUCGGAAUACGCGCGACACAUUGCAUUAUCGGACUGAACUGGACGCACAUAUACGUUGCGCAUACUGCACAGCUCUCCAAACCCUACGAAACUAUCGGCGGAUCCUCAACCAAGAGACGACGAAAAACAGUAAAGGCUUGAAUGGGAACGGUGGUGAAGAUUGGGUUGAGGAUAUGGCUUAUGCU